Molecule: messenger RNA, 1074 nt
Organism: Magnusiomyces paraingens
Lineage: Eukaryota; Fungi; Ascomycota; Dipodascomycetes; Dipodascales; Dipodascaceae
Exons: 1
Coding region: 1-1074 (357 amino acids)
Biological process (GO): fatty acid metabolic process
Cellular component (GO): mitochondrion
Molecular function (GO): trans-2-enoyl-CoA reductase (NADPH) activity
Source: RefSeq, a predicted model, not a curated record
AUGUCUGUCAAGUCAAGCGCUGCUGUUUUUGUCCACACAGGAGACCCUCAACAAGUCAUCCAAGUCGAGUCCGCCACUCUGCCAGCACCAGCUGCCGACGAGAUCUUGCUCAAGAACCUGGCUGCCACCUUGAAUCCCAGUGAUGUCGGCACUGUCUGGGGCACUUACGCCACAAUCCCUCCCCGCAGCACUCUCUACACCUCAGAACCCUCGGCCAUCAUUGGUAACGAGGCCAUUUUCGAAGUUGUCUCAGUGGGCAAGGACGUGACCAGCUUUAAGCCCGGUGACUGGGCCUUCCCCAGCGCCAAGACCUCUGGUACUUGGUGCACCCACAUUGUGGGGAAAGCCAUCCAUUUCAUGCCUGUUCCCAAAAUCUCCGACCCUGUCCUCACCUCCCAAGCCUUUAUUAACCCAACCACCGCCUACCAGCUGCUCAAGACCUACCUCGAUCUCGAAAAGGAUGACUGGGUUGUUCAGAAUGGCGCCAAUUCAGCUGUUGGCCGUGCCACUAUCCAGCUUGCUCGUGAGUGGGGCAUUAAGACCCUGAAUAUUAUCCGUGAGCGUCCAGACGUUGAAGACCUUAAGAAAGAGCUUUUGGCUCUUGGUGCAACUGCUGUCGUCACUGAUAAGGAGAUUGCCGACCCUGAUUUCGUCAAGACUGCUUUGCCCAAGAUCACUGGCGGCGGCAACGUUCGCUUGGGUCUCGAGUGUGUUGGUGGUAAGUCUGCCCAGUAUGUUGGCUCUGCUCUGUCGCAUGGUGGCACUCUCGUCAUCUACGGCUGCAUGUCGAUGACCUCGCCAGUUCUGCCUGCUUCUCUUUUCAUCUUCAAAGACAUUACUACCAAGGGCUACUGGCUUGCAACACGUCUUACCAGUAACCCCAAGCUCAAGGCGGAAGCUCUUUCUACCAUUUUCGACCUCAUCAAGAGUGGCAAAUUAGAGCUCAAUCCUGUCCAGAAGCACAUCUUCAAGGUUAAUGGAACUAAGGAGGAGCAACUCAAGGCUGUUAGAGAAGCUUUUACUGUGCAGAGCCGUGGCUUUUCCAACAAGAAGCAAGUCAUUGUUUUUGAGUAA